This is a messenger RNA of Medioppia subpectinata, 411 nucleotides long. The record is from the annotation of a GenBank genome assembly. Lineage: Eukaryota; Metazoa; Arthropoda; Arachnida; Sarcoptiformes; Oppiidae.
UCAAAGGGCAAUCCGCGAAACACGACUAAUAGUAAGGGAAAGAAACGCAAACCGGGAUCCAAACCCUUAAGUCAGGCGCUCAACUACUCAAAGGGCAAUCCGCGAAACACGACUAAUAGUAAGGGAAAGAAACGCAAACCGGGAUCCAAACCCUUAAGUCAGGCGCUCAACUGUAAUGACAACGAUUUUGUCGACUUUCUCAGCCGAUGCCUCGAGUGGAAUCCGAUGCAUCGACUGACCCCGGACGAGGCCUGUAAGCACGUAUGGCUGGCCGGACAUUACAAUCAUAUCAAUACACUGAAUAACAAUCACAACAACAUUAGUAAUAAUUUAAAUAAUAAAUUGGAGUCCAAUAACCGGAGGACCAGUAAUACUGCCANAACAAUCACAACAACAUUAGUAAUAAUUUAA